GAACAGGUUGGACAGAGCAAAGUCGUCUAGUACUAGUACUAUGUUGUCUCCAUUUAGAAUGAUACCGACUUCGCCUCCUUGAUUUGAUAGUACACUCCUUUCUUUUGUAGCGAAUCUGAGACAUAGUUUUCCACUUCUAAGUUGCUGUUUUUGACCAAACAACUGACGCCCACCGCAACAUGGACGUCGACGAUGACGAUGAAGCCAAGAUGCUUCCUCCGCCUGCUCCCCCUGCCUCCAGUGACGAGCUCGUUGGAAUCGGUGUGGAGCGCAUGAAGGACUUGCUUCGGAUUGCGUAUGGUAAGUACCGGGAUAUCGAAGGCAAACACUUGGAUGAUGCGGAUCAUUUGUUACGGUGGUCAGUUUAGAUCCUUGAGUAAUUGAACAAGCUCGAACGCCAAGAACUGCCACGAACAGAUUUGAGACCUGUAGCUAUGGAGCAAAAAAGUAGUAAGCAUUAUGUAGACGUCAUGCAUAGAUACCUAAGCACCUCUAAUCCCACUAGACCAAAUACAAGACGAUCGGAACACCACUGCGGGUGCAUUCAGCAAGAAAGAGGUUCUGCGCCUGGUCGGUGUGCAGGAACGAGAGAUUGGGCGCGUCGUCUCUCACCUCUAUAGAACGGAUAUUGAUAGUGCAGGUGGGCAAAGCAGCAUGGGAGAUAGGGACACUACAGCACUCCAAUUGCAGAAGAUAAUGGGCCGUUUGGGCGCUACUGCAAGUUCACAGGCGCUUUUUUCUUUCCAACAGUCUCGGAAGAGCCAUGAUUAAGGCUAAAUGGCAUCCUCAAGUGCAACAUCCUUAGAACUGAAAAGACAGUGUCCCUUGAGGGGAACAGGACUUCAUCAAGGCACUAAUGGUGCAACUGCGCUACUACCUCUAACACCGCCGUCUCCUGGAUGACGACUACGCACGGCUCCAGCGCCAUUAUCAUGCUGCAUACAUCAGUCGCCUCGAAACCGAAAAAGCAGGUGGGCCAUCCUUCAUAGUAGGUGAUAAAAGUCAUCGUUUGACGCCAGAACGACACCUCAAAAGAAUGCAAACGGCUGAAUUGCUUCGAAUCUACAAUGAGAAGCUGAGUCACGUUUUACGGACUCGACGGGCACAGGUGAAAAUUCAAACCGCAUAUCUGGCCGAAAAACUCCUUGGAGACGUCUCAUGGCUUGGAGCAGCAGGACAGCCGUCAGGUGGAACGCGUACUUUAUUAUACCCUCUUUUUUUCGCCUAUUUCUGUUGUCGGUCGGCACGGGCUACAUUAAGUAGUGGGAGAUAGUUGUGCAAGAGGUGCUCAUUCAGCUAUCCCUGACCUCCUCGGCUCGCGCCUCUGUGUUUUGUACCUUAUAAUUCUAUUACUCCACCUCUAUCCUUGCUGAUAAGUACCCUUUUCUCUUUUCUAUCUUACUUCCUCUGGUCUUUCUUUUUUCUAGUUAGGUCUGCUCCACCACAGUCUAUGGCUUCACCUCUACCACUUCAUCUAGGGUUACCAUUUUACAACUAGUACUAGGUAGUAGUACUAGGUAGUAGAACUCUUUUAGUGCGGUCUCCUUCUCCUAUGUAGCACUUCCUAAGGCUAAACAUCUCUUUUCACAGUUCCCAAACUCCGCUACGGAGGCCUGGUUGCCGAGUAUUACGGGACUUUGCGUGUGGUUUUCCACGUAGCUGAAAGGUUUGAUGAGAAGUUGCUGCAACAGUGGGUGACGUCGUGGAUCGUAAAAAAAAUCGGAGAUAUACGCAAGACGGUUCCCACUAUUAAGGAAUAGUACAAGAUGUUCUGACAAUAGUGAAUAGGAAAAAGAAUGACAAGGAAGUACAAGAUCAUGUAUUGUGAAUAGGAAAAAGAACUACAAGGAAGUACAAGAUCAUGUUCUGACAAAUUAGAGAUGGUCUUCUAUUUACAUCUCCAUCUUCUUCUAACUCGAUCACUGCUGGUCGGACCAAAGGCGCAAGUGCAGCUGUAGGAACUGUCAUCGUCCGCGAAGACAGCGGUGCUGAGACAAGCGACACUGCUGCGGAUGAUAGCACGGACCAUCAGGCUGGUACUGACGUAGAUGGCAAGAAGGAUGACGCUGACAGUGCUUCUUCUCCAUCAAUCCAACAGAACAAGAAAAAGAAAUCCCCUACAAGCAAGAAGAGUCCUAAGAACAAAAAGAAGGGUGCUGGAAAAGGCGGUCCCAAGAGUAGACAACAGGGUGCGGCUGGAGCACUUGCGAUUACAGGCGAUAUAGGCGCUGAAAUUCGUGAGAACAUGCAAGAGCCCUUUCGUAUGCUGCGUACCGAACAAAGAGUGGUAGAAAUCUGCAGAGGUUUGAAGUUAUGGCAAGAACAAAAGAUCGAGCCUCUAAACGCCUUUGCCUGCACUAAUUGGCGAUCAUUUUCUCGUCUAUUUGUAUUUCCCCUCUGACGCCCCAUAUGCCUCUCUCUCUUUCUUUCUCCCUCCCUACACCCUUCUAAGGCAAGAAGUCUCCCUCUAUUUCCUCUUUCCCACAGAAGAGGAUGCAGAACUCGUAGCUGCAAGGAUCGGAAGAAGCCAGGACGAGCUAGGAAUCCAUGCUCCUGCCAUUGCAACUAGAAUAGGCGUUACAGAGGUCUUCUCGUUGCAAUUAUUGACCGAUCGGCAUCCUUGGUGGUCACCAGUCAUCGGAGAUACAUUUCGAUCUGGGUGGCUACCAGGUGUUUGUCCGAAGCGAAAACGACGCUCCUUUGCAUAUCAUACGGGUUUAGGCCUGAGUACCUGGCGCGUCGCCACAGUCGAAUUUAUGGGCUGGAUACGAGCAAAAGGAGAUCACGAUGAUGCGGUUGGGAGGAUGCGGUACUAGAGAAUAUUUAUCGUAUGUGAAUAAAAGUGCUUGUAAACAGAAAGUGCAGGCCCAUACUUCCUCUUCAAAUCGUACCAAAGCCCAUUUUGUGCUGAUUUUUGGCUAUUUCUACCCCCGUAAUGGAUAUUUCGGGACACUUUUCCUAUAUAUCUACCUUUGAUCGACCUUAUCUAGGCAGGGAUCGGUCCUCACCAAGAGCGCAGUCCGCAAGGCCAGUUUCGCGCAAGCGAUUCUGAUCUGGCGGAUAAUGACUCCCGUAACGGCUGAGGCUGGCGACAGAGCAGGCAAGAGGGGGCGCUGUGGUCAGUGGUAGGAUAGCUGGUCCGCUUUUUGCCCUUUUUUUCUCCACGGUUCGCUCCGCCUUGCUUUCCCCUCGUCCCCUUCAUACCACUUUCCUGGCCCAUGCAAGGUUAUCCCCUCUUGACCUGCUUCCUCACUUCUCUCUUGCCGUUCCUUUUGGUGGACGAAAAACGCUUCGAAUCGAAGGUGGAGCUGUCAUCUCGACCACUAUUCUACCUCCGUUGAUAACCACAUCCACAAAGACCUACACUACGCGAAUACUGUUGGAAAUAGAGCUUGUUCCCCUUGUAAUGGCCUCCAUUUUCGUACUUUCUACCCCCGUAAUGGAUAUUUCGGGACACUUUUCCUGUCUAUCCACCUUCGAGCGACACGCCUUAGGCAAGGAUCGGUCCUCACCAAGAGCGCAGUCCGCAAGGCCAGUUUCGCGCAAGCGACUCUGAUCUGGCGGAUAAUGACUCCCGUAACGGCUGAGGCUGGCGACAGAGCAGGCAAGAGGGGGCGCUGUGGUCAGUGGUAGGAUAGCUGGUCCGCUUUUUGCCCUUUUUUUCUCCACGGUUCGCUCCGCCUUGCUUUCCCCUCGUCCCCUUCAUACCACUUUCCUGCCCCAUGCGAAGUUAUUCCCUCUUGAUCUGCUUCUUCACUUCUCUCUUGCUCUUGCUUUUGGUGGACGAAAAACGCUUAGAAUCGAAGGUUGAGCUGUGAUCUCGACCACUAUUCUACCUCCGUUGAUAACCACAUCCACAUAGACCUACACUACGCGAAUACCCUUGGAAAUAGAGCUUGUUCCCCUUGUAAUGGCCUCCAUUUUCGUACUCUCUACCCCCGUAAUGGAUAUUUCCGCACUCUUUUCCUGGCGACCCCCUUUUAGACUUAGUACUUGCUUGGACCUCCUUCGGGAGUCAUCCGUUAAAAUUGGAACGAUACAGAGAAGAUUAGCAUGGCCCCUGCGCAAGGAUGACACGCAUAAAUCGAGAAGUGUAAACAAUUUUUUUUAAAUAUUUUCGGUUGAUUUCAUAGUUCAACCAUAAAAUAAAGCAUAUCUCAUGCCUUUUGAUAAACCUACGUGCUUCCACCUUCAUCCUAUCAUCGAUAACACACAGGCUCCGCCGCCACCGAGCCCUAGCCGAAUUUGAGCCGACGUCAAGAGUACAUGCUGUCCUCGUCUCGCCCCAGACAGGCGCUCCAGAACCCUUUAUCGAUCUGCUUCGACAGGGUGCACCGAUGACAGUAGAUCGCUUCCUCAGAUUAAGCCUACACGAAAUCCAUCUUCACAGGCAUCUUGGUCGUCCCCUUUUUUCAAAGAGACGAAAAGGAGGCCCAGCCAGAUGCUGCUGAAGGUGGGUCGCUCUUAGUUCUAAUGAGAGUGGUUUCGCUGGUGAGAGGCCUGCGAAGAUGGAUUCAAAGAGGCUACCACAAGCACAAGGACAAGUUCUCUGUGCAAAGGGAGAUAACGAACAUAGUGCAAGCAUGGCGCAUCUGCAAAGCGAAGCCGCAUAUUUUACUGCGGAAACGCGAGGCUGAGUUAUGGAGAGCAUAGAGAUUUUUCGUCGGUUGCUUUGAUUGAAAAAGAAGAAGAGCUGUAAAUAUAGAGCAACAUCAUGCGACUAUCAACAUUCCUAUCAUUCCCUGUGAAAACGACCAUGGCCUAUCCCCGUGUCCCGAUUCGUGUGAAAACAACCAUGGCCUAUCCCCUCCUCUCCCAUGCUAUCCCCUCCUCUCCCAUCCUAUCCCCUCCUCUCCCAUCCUAUCCCCUCCUCUCCCAUCCUAUCCCCUCCUCUCCCAUCCUAUCCCCUCCGCUAAUCCCAGGCAUAGCUCGGAGUAUCUUCAGAAGUGUCGACGCCGUUAGCUCAAGCUCCGAGGAACUUUCUGAGGAGGAAGGUGAGGAUCACGGAUCUCUUCGUCCAUCUCCGCCACCGCGACGAAGCAGCUCUGCUAAUAAGACAGGAACAUCAACAUCCUCAGAAGAAGAGGUACUAGUCUAGUAUCUUUUAACCAUGUUACUUUUGUUUUAACCAUGUUACUUUUGUUUUAACCAUGUUACUUUUCUUUUAACCAUGUUACUUUUGUUUUAACCAUGUUACUUUUGUUUUACUAGUCUAGUACCUAUAAUACCUCGAAGAUAAGUUGGAUUACGAGAUGAUAAAUACGAGAUGAAGAUAAUUUGGAUUUCUUGCUACUAAAUUUUAUUUAACCAUGUUACUUUUCUUUUAACUUCGAUGAACUUCUUCUUCUACUAGACGUCGGUAAGAAGGUACAUCCGCAACGCGGAAGCAGUAGCCUAAGCGCUAAGAACACUGUCUAAGCACGUGAAUACCUGGGAGUUGUGUUCUAGAAAAACAAGAAUAAAAGGAAGGGGUUGACGGAGUUCCAGGACUUCUUCUUCGUUAGAAGUCCUGGAACUCCAUCAACUUCUUCUUCGUUAAAAAAAGAGUUUCGCCGAAACACUUUAGACAGCUCAGUUAGGGUUGCUGAUGCUUUCUUCGGUUCUUCGCCUGCUUGGAACUUGCCAAGCGGUCGCUUCGUUCCCGAAGAACGCCCAGUGAUUCGUAAGCCCUCGUACGGAAGGGGUUGAUGGAGUUCCAGAACUUCUUCUUCGUUGGAAGUCCUGGAACUCCAUCAACUUCUUCUUCGUUAAGAUGAUAAUGUGGGGGGAAGAUACGUAUGCAGUUCUUAUUGGGGAAUCGGAGUUCUUAGUGGUCAGAAGGGAGUAGUGCAUAAGUAUGAUCAUGUAGGAGUGCAUAAGUAUGAUCAUGUAGGAGUGCAUAAGUAUGAUCAUGUAGGAGUGCAUAAGUUAUGACCGAAUACACUCCUACAUGAUCAUAAUAUGCACUCCCUUCUCACUGGGGAUUAUCAUCUUCUACUGGAACUCCACCAACGCCUUUCUUCAGGCAACUCCUCUCCUCUGCUAAGACACCUCCAUCAUCGUUUCCUACGAGCUAUUAAGGUCAAUAUCUUCUAGUAACUUCACCCAACAAGAACCCUUUUGUUCUUCAGGCAAGUCCGUCUCCCCUGGGUGCUACAAAGAAAGCCGCUAGCAACAAGGCAGACAACAACGAUGAUAACAACAACGAUGAGGAUGACGACAAAAGUCCUGAACCCUCGCUAGAAGCUGUCCGCAUCGACCCAGGCGAUGGACAAAAAUAUACCUUCAAAGAGGUGGUGGAGUUUUACAAGGGUCAAGCCACGCACAAGGAGAUCUUAGAUUACUGGUACGACACUAUGACUGAGAAGUAGCUCAGUCCUAGACUACUGGUAAUUGACACUAUGCCUGACAAAUAGUAGGUCUUCUGAGUGGAACAAGAAUGACCAAGCCUGUCGUUGAAGUGUCAAGAUCAACAACCCUUCCUACUUGUAAUUAACUUUGACUUUCAAAUUUCAAUUUCAUCUCAUUCUUAUGCAUUUGCAUUUCAGAAAAUCAAAAUGGUUUUUUUGAGAGAACAAAUAAAAUUCGAAUUAUACAACUUGAGUUCCUCGUUAUUUUCAGUUGUUCAUCCACGUCCGGCAGCACACAAUGAAUUGAGAGAUCCAAAACUGCAUUACUAAUGAAGUCUCUAGGUCGUAUUUUUUAAUUUUAAAUAAGAUUCUCUUACUUCUUUGGUAAGAUGAACUUUUUUAGUACCAGAAGUGAUUUGUUCCAAGAACAAGUGUUUGAGCGACGCCAAAACACACACAAAAAUAUCUGUUGAGACAAGACAAAUCUGAAGCGGUAAAUGCAUGCUGAGAAACGAGAAACGAGAUAAGAUAAGUCAUGAUUAACCAUGUUUUAACCAUGAAAAUUUCCCGGAUCAUUCUAAUGCAUGACGAAACUUCAUCCAUGAUUUUUAUACACUGGAUUAGACCCUGCUUAUACCAGGGAAGCAAUAGUAUUAUAAGGCAUGCGACCUCCCCGUAGCUAUAAUUAGAAAUUAAAGGUGCAACAUUCUACUGGUACACCGAAUGCCGAAAAAAGAUCUGGUCUAUUCAUAUUACCAGAAGAUAGUCUACUUCAAUGGUAGAUCUUCUGAAGAUGAAGCUUAAGAACCAAAGUCGAC
This is a messenger RNA of Amoebophrya sp. A25, 7147 nucleotides long. Lineage: Eukaryota; Dinophyceae; Syndiniales; Amoebophryaceae. The record is from the annotation of a GenBank genome assembly.